AUGGCUUCAGAAAACCUUAGCCAAGAAAAUGGUAUGGAAGUGGCUCAAGUCGUAGUGGUGAUGGUGCCUCUUCUGGCAAAUGGCCAUCUCAACCAGCUCCUUCACGGCUUCACCUCUCCCGUCUCAUCUCCUCCUACAACAUCCUCGUCCAUUUCGUCAGCACCACCAUGCACAACCGCCAAGCAAAGGAUAGAGUCCAGGGACAUACAUUCUAUAACGAAUGUCGAAACCUAUUGUUUUAAUAGUAUAUCGGCUUUCUGUAUAUACGCAUCUAACUGGGAAGUUACUGAAAAAUCUGCUCUAAGUACUGCAGCAGAAAUUUUAAAAGAACUUCCUUCCACGGAAGGUUGCGUUCCACCAGAGGUUUCAAAAUUUGUAGAAUUGCAACAAUAG
Molecule: messenger RNA, 393 nt
Organism: Fraxinus pennsylvanica
Lineage: Eukaryota; Viridiplantae; Streptophyta; Magnoliopsida; Lamiales; Oleaceae
Source: the annotation of a GenBank genome assembly